CAGGUCAGAGAACGUGUAGUGACGCAUGGCACGUGCCACUUAUUUUCCGUGACAAAACCGCAUCAAUGCGCAGUAGCCUUGCCGACUUUCAUUCGUCCAUUCCACUUCACUGACCACCGUCAACGCAGGCAUUCCAGUUGAUUGAUUCAUCCCGUCCGGUGGUGGACUGCUGCUAUGAUUUCGUCCUAGGAUUCCUUUUAGAGCGGCCUGCCCUUGGCUGAAGGCGACAAAUUCCAUUCCAUUCCGUCGCCAACAUGUCUGAAACAGAUGGUACAGCUGCCUCCUUCAUUGAACCUCCCUCGAGCGGCGACGACGACAACGACGUCGACUCCUUGCCUUCCGAACCCGACUCCGACGAAGUCACUGUGAGCGAAGAGGACGAAUAUUCAGAGUCCGACGCAGAGCGAGAGUGGAAAGAGAGCUUGCAACAGCUGGAGUUACUGUUGUCCAUGGUCAUCGUCCCCUACGUCGGGAAGUACUUUGGGAGGAAAUUUGCCUAUUGGGGGUGGAAACAAUUCAUGGAAUGGAAAUACCCGGUUGAGAUCGUCGUGACGAGCAAGGCGGCGUUCAAGGGAAUUGGUGCUGUAGAGGCUGCAGCUUCUCUAUAAAGGCAAAAUAACAACAUUGUUGUCUCGGGAGGAACGCUGAAAAUGAGGAAGCUCUCAAACAUCGAUUUGAUCGAGCAGACUGUGGACCGAAACUCUGCAGCGCAAUGAAAAAUUGGGCAUUCCAAGAUGCGGCCGCUUCCAUGGAGGGGGCAGUCUCGCCAGGAGUUUUCUUGCGUGAUCCAGAAGGCUGUCGGUGUACGGUCAACAAAGUCCAUGGGCAGCUAAACACAACAUAACGAACGAAUUUAUUUAGAAGAACGCAAUAACGCCAACAAACCCAAAACCAGCAUCACCAGCGACCUUGUUCUUCGGGGUUGGAGGGGUUGAGGCAUUUCGCUGGCCGGGCGCCGUCGCGCAUCAUGCCGAUUUUUGGUACUGUUGUGUCUGCCGAAGAGGAUAGCUGCCCGUCCCCAGUCGGCAUAUUGCAACUCAAUCGCCUUGGAACAGUGAUACCCUCUCGCCGUUCUCGCUUCGUAUGCGUUUCUAUUAUGUCCCCCAGAGCAAUCAUUUCGAAG
Molecule: messenger RNA, 1123 nt
Organism: Cladophialophora immunda
Lineage: Eukaryota; Fungi; Ascomycota; Eurotiomycetes; Chaetothyriales; Herpotrichiellaceae
Exons: 3
Coding region: 255-608 (117 amino acids)
Biological process (GO): protein insertion into mitochondrial outer membrane; mitochondrial outer membrane translocase complex assembly
Cellular component (GO): mitochondrial outer membrane
Source: RefSeq, a predicted model, not a curated record